Messenger RNA from Triticum urartu, 1667 nucleotides. Lineage: Eukaryota; Viridiplantae; Streptophyta; Magnoliopsida; Poales; Poaceae. The record is from RefSeq and is a predicted model, not a curated record.
AGCUCGGUCAAGUCUCGUCUCUCUCCCCUGUUCCUACUGGACUAGAUCAGCCGAUGGCGACGGCGCGGGCCGAGAGCGGGCCGGCGAGAUAGCGCACGCCUCCGCACUCUCCCCUCCCCUCGCCGCGGCCCAUGGACGCUCUCGCGCCCGCCCCCACCCGCCGCCGCCUCCUCGCCGGCGCGGCCGCCGCCACCGCCGGCUACGGCCUCUACCGCCUCUACCUCCACCACCGCCGCCGCAUCGCCGCGGCGCUCUCCCUCGCCGACGCGCUCUCGCAGGCCGGCUCCGACCUGGCCGACUUCCUCCGCUCCGACUCCGACCAGGUGCCCCGCAGCCUGCGCCAGCUCUCCAAGCUCGCCGCCUCCGACCACGUCUCCUCCGCCGCCUCCGCCCUCUCCGAGUCGCUCGCCUCGGGGGCCCUCCGCGCCUUCUCCUCCCACCGGGCCCCGGAUCCUUCCUCCCCGCCGCUGCACGACCGGAUCUUGGACCGCCUCCUUUCCCCCGCCGGCGCCGGGUUCGCCUCCGCCGUCCUCGGGAGCUUCGCCAGGAACCUCGUGCUCUCCUGCCGUGAUCCCGAGGCCCCGCCCCGCGCCCCCGGCCAGCCGGACUGGCUCGCCGCGCUGUGCAGCGACAGGGGCAAGGAGGCCGCCGCGGAGCUCGUCCGGGUGUUCGUCAGCACCGCCGUCGCCGCCUACCUCGACAGGACCGCCGCCGUGCGCACCUCCGACCAGGUGCUCGCCGGCGUCUCUAACCCCAAGCACGACGCCAAGCUCAAGGACCUGCUCGUGUCCGUCUGCAACGGCGCCGUCGAGACGUUCGUCAGGACCUCGCGGCAGGUCACAAAGGAGGCCUCCAUUUCUCGGGCUGAAGCAGCAGUGGCGGCGCGAGAGGUCUGCAAUUCAGGUCCUAGCUGUGUAAUGGAGAGAGUAUCGACCACGUUGGCCAUGCCAAGCAACCGGAGGUUUGUGCUGGAUGUUACUGGCAGGGUCACCGCCGAGAUGGUCCGGUCAUUCCUCGAGUUCUCGACUCAGCGCGUGUCCGCUGGUGCACGAAAGAGCAUUGUCAUUGCCCGGGAUGAAAUCACCGAAAGGGGUCUUGUCGCGGUCAAGUACCUGAGCGCCAAGUCCAUGGCCAUCUUCACCUUAUGCCUCACAAUGUGCAUGCACAUUUCGGUUGGAAUGAGGUUCCCGUUGCCGGCCUAGGCAUAGCCUGGUGUGGACUUCAAGGUGACAUUGUUCCAGUUAUCCUGAUUGUAGUUGGAAAGUAAAGUAUGUAGAUUGCAAAUUGAUCGUUUGCUACUGCUAGCCUUUUUUGUGCUGUUGACUAGCAUUUGGAAGCAGAAAUCUGUUGGAAUUGUAGUUGUUGGUUUGUUGUUUGUGAUAGUUUGAUAGGGAGUAUAUAGGCCACGAAUGGAUAAUUUUGCAACUUUAGUGUAAGGUUUCAUAUGUAUUAUGGUGUUGUAUCCUAGUGUCUUUGCCAUCUUUUCUGAAGGAAGUAGGUGUCAGUAUCUUAUUGAUGCUGACUAGUGAUGUUCUUCAGCACUCUGUGUGUGGAUAAGCUAUUUUGGGCAACAAUAGCAUGAAACUUGUCCACUUAUGUUUUUCAUUCUCUUUUUGCCUUGAUUUGGGGAAAAGCAAAUAUGAAUUGAUCAGAGAUUUGUGCCUGGA